GCCUGCCCCGCCCAGGUCCCGCCUCCAGGCCCCGCCCCACAGCGCGGGAGCGCGCGCGCGCGUGCGAGAGGGGGCGGGUGGGGAAGCAGUGGCAGCAAAGCUCCCGGAGGCGAGGCUCGCACGCCCGCCCCCGCCCUGGCCCCAGCGCCCACCCGGUCGGCCCGGCCCAGCCAUGAUCAAGGCCAUCCUCAUCUUCAACAACCACGGGAAGCCGCGGCUCUCCAAGUUCUACCAGCCCUAUAGUGAAGAUACGCAACAGCAGAUCAUCAGGGAGACUUUCCAUUUGGUGUCGAAGCGAGAUGAGAAUGUGUGUAAUUUCCUAGAAGGAGGAUUAUUAAUCGGAGGCUCUGACAACAAGCUGAUUUAUAGACAUUAUGCAACACUAUAUUUUGUCUUCUGUGUGGAUUCCUCAGAAAGUGAACUUGGCAUUUUAGACCUAAUUCAAGUAUUUGUGGAAACAUUAGAUAAAUGUUUUGAAAAUGUCUGUGAACUGGAUUUAAUAUUCCAUGUAGACAAGGUUCACAAUAUUCUUGCAGAAAUGGUGAUGGGGGGAAUGGUAUUGGAGACCAACAUGAAUGAGAUUGUCACACAAAUUGAUGCACAAAAUAAACUGGAGAAAUCUGAGCACAUAGUUUACACUGGCCUAUUUUGUAUCAGUCAAGAUUUAUCUCAGGCUGGCUUAGCAGGAGCUCCAGCCCGUGCUGUAUCAGCUGUAAAGAAUAUGAAUCUUCCUGAGAUCCCAAGAAAUAUUAACAUUGGUGACAUCAGUAUAAAAGUGCCAAACCUGCCCUCUUUUAAAUAAAAUAUUAAAAAGGCCACUCCCAGGUAAAUCCAGAGGGAAAGUCAUCUAAGUUUACCAUGCAGUUGUUUACCAAAAAUAGAGGAGGAGAGUCUUAACUUUGCUCUUGGAUUUAAGUCAAGGUACUGUAUAGAAGCUGCAUAAAAUCAGUAUGGAAGUUCAAUGUUGCUUUUCUUGCUCAGUGAUUUUAAAGAAAUUGAGUGGUUCCAGUGUGAUUAUUUUUUCUUUUCUAAAUUGCAUUCCUAUGCCCACAUAAAGGCAUGCCUCUAUAUAUUGGCUAUUACAGUAUUUCGAAAAGUGAGAUGUUUCUUUAAUUAUGUACAACCCAAAAUGUUGAUGUUUUGUAUGGAUCACAAGUGCAGCGUUCUCUAAUUCUUUCUGCUGUUUGUCACAAUUGUUAUUUAAAGAACCAAGUAUGUAUUGCAUGAAAACAUGACCUUUUCCUUAGUUUAAAUAAACUCCAAGGUAGCUGGACUU
Messenger RNA from Microtus oregoni (creeping vole), 1276 nucleotides. RefSeq names its product adaptor related protein complex 3 subunit sigma 1 (gene Ap3s1). The record is from RefSeq and is a predicted model, not a curated record. The coding region runs from base 173 to 802 and encodes 209 amino acids. Gene Ontology annotation, biological process: intracellular protein transport; Golgi to vacuole transport. Gene Ontology annotation, cellular component: AP-3 adaptor complex; membrane coat; intracellular membrane-bounded organelle. Lineage: Eukaryota; Metazoa; Chordata; Mammalia; Rodentia; Cricetidae. The transcript has 7 exons.